AUGCUUCGUCUCAGGUUUGAAGAUCCUCGUUUGGUCAGUUUAAUGGGACUCGACAUAGUGCUGUCGCUCAGCUGCGCCAAUGUGGCAGGAACUCUUCUCAUCAGCAUUUAUGACCGCAUUGUGGCGUGUCAUGGAAUGGUCAAGAGUGUGACACUAAACACUUGUGAGGAUUUGAACUCCGGUCGUCCACACGAACCAAAUGAAAAGGAAUCAACUCCUCGUGUGAAUGAAACAUCAUGUCUGAAUCGGUUCAUACAGGAAGCUGCUACUCUUGCAUUGCAAAAGGAUCUUGUUAAAUUUGACCACAGUAUACUGAUCAAAACAAAGCAACGUAGUAUACUGACUUAUUUCCUAAAUACCCAUCAUUAUCUUUAUAACUGCAGGACUACAUUUGCCAAGAUACACUGGUUUGUGGUCAUUCUCUGUGUGUUUGGCUUCGUAGAGGGAGCUUCAGUCAAUGGCCUUGUGAGUAUCUCUCUCACAACAUUGGAGACGCGCUUCCAACUGCAGCUGUAUACUCCUUACCCUAGCAUCGACAUCACCCCAGCUGACCGGCGUUGGGCGGGAGCCUGGUGGAUCGGCUUUGUGGUCACGUGUGUCCUGUACGUGUUGCUCACGCCUCUCAUCUCAGUCUUUCCCAGGACCAUAACAGGUUGGCUCUUGUGGAAACAAUGGGUGAGUAACCCGGUGUUUGUGCUGGUUGUCCUGGUUGGGUCAGCAGAAACUCUCAUCAUCCAGGGCCUGGCGGCGUUCUCGGCCAAACUUCUGGAGGAAAAGUUCAACUACAACCCGGCGGACGCUGGACUAGUCAUAGGGGCGGUGACCCUGCUUGGCGGGGCCGGUGGGAUGGUCCUCGGUGGUGUCGUCAUCAGAAAGUUUCAUCUACAAGUGCCCGGAAUGAUCAAACUUUGCAUUGCCAUGUCUGCAGUCGCCCUGACUUUCGGUGCCGCCUUUUUCAUCAACUGCCCCGAGGUCAGAACUUCUGGGAUUAAUUCAGGAUCCCAACUGCUCACCCCUUGCAACUCGGCCUGCCGCUGUACCACGGAGGAGUAUGAGCCAGUGUGUGGAGUGGACGGCACUGUCUACGUCAGUCCGUGCCAUGCUGGGUGCACUAUCGUCGCCUCGGAGGACGGGCCUAAUAAAGUACGGUUGCGGGUGGUUGACGGGUGCUCUACUUUUACUCACUCAAACGCAAGCUUUUUCUCGUUCUGUCCUCCUCAGCAAUUCUCAAAUUGUUCAUGCGUCCAAGCUGCUGUCAUUGCCGGAAGCGGAAGUACGCCUUCCCCCGGCUGGCAGGCGGAAGCGAGCAGCGGAGAAUGUGCUUCCGACUGUCUGUUGGUGUGGCUGUUUAUCCCUCUGCUCUUCCUCGCCAUGUUAGCCACCUUCACCACUGUCACCCCAGUCUCCAUGGCCAUACUCAGAUGUGUUCCUGAAAACGCCAAAUCUUUGGGACUCGGCAUACAGUGGGUGUCGCUACGACUGUUUGGCACGAUUCCUGGUCCCGUUCUGCUUGGGGUGAUCCUGGACAACACCUGUGUGCUGUGGCAGGAAACGUGCGAAGGCCAAGGAUCGUGCUGGGUGUACGACAGGUACACCAUGAGCUGGUCGCUGUUCGUCUGGUGGGCCGUCAUCAAAGUCUUCAGUGGGCUCACUUAGUGGGCUCACGCUAUCCGGGGCUCUGUUUCUCUAUAAAAUCAGUGUUCUUUUAUCUCGUACUUGU
Messenger RNA from Aplysia californica (California sea hare), 1720 nucleotides. Its product is annotated as solute carrier organic anion transporter family member 4A1. Lineage: Eukaryota; Metazoa; Mollusca; Gastropoda; Aplysiida; Aplysiidae. Gene Ontology annotation, molecular function: protein binding. Bases 1 to 1656 code for a protein of 551 amino acids. The record is from RefSeq and is a predicted model, not a curated record. The transcript is spliced from 14 exons. Gene Ontology annotation, cellular component: membrane. Gene Ontology annotation, biological process: transmembrane transport; sodium-independent organic anion transport.